This is a messenger RNA of Fusarium odoratissimum NRRL 54006, 678 nucleotides long. RefSeq lists its product as uncharacterized. Bases 1 to 678 code for a protein of 225 amino acids. The transcript has a single exon. Lineage: Eukaryota; Fungi; Ascomycota; Sordariomycetes; Hypocreales; Nectriaceae. The record is from RefSeq and is a predicted model, not a curated record.
AUGGAGAAGCAGGAGUCCCCAACCUCUCGUGGGACCGAUCUCUCGUCCAAAAACCACCAUAAUGACUGUCGCGAGCUUGUGGACUUGACUGGAAGUGUCUACAGCACAAUUCCGUCUGGCUUCAAGCCAGUUCUUACAUUCGCAUCAGAAGACCUCCCAGGAAAAGAUAGAGAGGAUGUAACAGUCAUCGACAAGGUAGAUGGCACUUCCACCAAAAAUGGCGUGGUAGUCAUAGGUACCGAGACUUGGGAACCUUUCACUUGGUAUACAAGACAUAAGCACCAAACAUUCACUCUUGUCUUGCGUCCUACGGAGACCACGAGCAGUGAUGUUGAUAUACUCAGCAUCAUCAGCCAUUUGACGCUGCCAGAUGCAACUCCGACAAUCUCAAGCGAGGAGUUGACUUCAAGUUCGUCAACUUCGGAGAGUUUGGUGAUUCCAACUGCUGCGGAACCUUCCAACGGCUCUCUAUCUGCAGGCGGAUGGAUAUUUGUAUUAGUUGCGGCCGUGUUUUUGCUUUUCCUAUCCAUCAUGGCCACUAUGUUUAUAAUACUCCGUUCACGUUCCAGGCACAAUCAGGACAAUUUCAACAUCCAGCUCGACAAUGCUCCCUUUGAGCAUACUUACAUGGAGCCUGCGCAGCCUGUACAGCCAGCGCCAGCGAUUUGGAAGUCAUGA